Fusarium oxysporum Fo47 is the source of this 519-nucleotide messenger RNA. RefSeq lists its product as uncharacterized. Bases 1 to 519 code for a protein of 172 amino acids. NCBI's taxonomy places the organism in Eukaryota, Fungi, Ascomycota, Sordariomycetes, Hypocreales, Nectriaceae. The transcript is spliced from 3 exons. The record is from RefSeq and is a predicted model, not a curated record.
AUGCAGCACAGAGUCUCAGACUCGCAGAUCGGCACGCAUUUAGCCGCCAUAGUACAAAACAAAGAUUUCCUCGGAGAGCCCCUUUCUGGGGUCGCUAUGGACGAGACCACACUAAAUGCCGGGACCACUCCCCUUAGCUCUCGAGACGCUCUUCCUAACGAGCAUGGUGCUGGCCGACCAUUUAAUCAGCACUACUGCUAUUCUUCUUCUUCAAAUUCCGCCUGCUCCAAUUCUGACAUCGCAGCUGAGUCCGCCUCUGCCGUUGCCUACGGACUCGGCAUGGACUCCAUCCAACUCCCCGUAGCCUCCGUCGAGGUGCUUCGCUGCAUGCGAUGCGCCUGCUCCGUCGAGGCCACCUCCACCGACGACAUCGGUGCCAUGGGCAUGGUUCGCAUCGCCUAUAAUCUCUACUACUGCAAGCGCUGCGCUAAGAUAGCAGAAGUCCCGCUGGCCGGGAGUGCCGCGAUCGGGCUAGGCGAACCAGUAUCAAGAUAUGAUUCGAACAAAACGACGAGAUGA